Molecule: messenger RNA, 2592 nt
Organism: Trichomonas vaginalis G3
Lineage: Eukaryota; Parabasalia; Trichomonadida; Trichomonadidae
Product: protein kinase protein
Exons: 1
Coding region: 1-2592 (863 amino acids)
Biological process (GO): signal transduction; protein phosphorylation
Cellular component (GO): cytoplasm
Molecular function (GO): protein kinase activity; ATP binding
Source: RefSeq, a predicted model, not a curated record
AUGAUUCCUAGCGACAUGCCUGCUAACAUCUUAGAGCUUGUUAAAGCUCUUCCAGAGUAUGUCCGCGAAGAAUCUGAUUAUGAUUGCGACAGUAUACUCGGAAAAGGUGGUUUUGGCGAAGUCUGGCACGCAGUUGACAAAAAAUCAAAGAAAGAAUGUGCUGUAAAGAAGUUAUUUGCAACAACUUUUGAUGCCAAACUCCAAAGGCUAUACAUUCAGGAGAUAUUUAUGACCGCUUGCUGUCAAGAUGAAAGCGUUAUUAGAUUAAUGGGAUUCACAGUUAAGAAACCGUUUUGUAUAAUUACUCAAUAUCAAAAGAAUGGAUCAUUACAAGACUAUGUGUAUCCAGGAAUGAAGUUCUUUAACUCAAUGCAACCGAAUCAUCUUACAAUGGUCGCAAUGCAAAUGGCAAGAGGCCUUCACAAGUGCCAAAAGCAAAAUAUUGUACAUCGAGAUAUCAAGCCAGGUAACGUUUUAAUUGAUGAAAAGUUCAUGCCAAUUAUUUGUGAUUUUGGUAUAGCUGGAAUUAUUGAUUUUGAACAUCCGAUGACUAGAAGGUGUGGAACUCUUGCUUAUAUGGCUCCUGAACUAUACAAUUCGAAAUUUUACGAUACUUACGCUGAUGUAUUUUCAUAUGGCAUCAUUUUAUACGAAAUGUCAGAGAAAAAGCAUGCUUAUGACGGAGAAACUCGAGAAUCAAUGAAAGCAAUUCUCAAAGAUGGCCAUGUCAGGCCAAAAUUUUCAAAUAAAACUCCAGAAAAAAUGAGAGAAUUAAUUGAGAGAUGUUGGGACUUUAAUCCCGACAAUCGUCCAUCAUUUGGUCAAAUCUACAAAAUGUUUGCUGAAGGAAAGGUCGGAUUCGAAGGAUAUGACAAACAUAAAAUGAAAGUUCUCGCAAAACAACUUAACGCACUCAGACGUCAUCCUCAUAAGCCAAAACAACGAUGCGACUUAAAUUCUACGAUAAAUUACGUUCAAAAAACUUAUGCUGAUGUUAUUGCUCAUCCUGAGCAAUUUAACACAGAAGACUCAGAUAAAAAGAAGAAGAAAUCAAAGGAUGAUGAUGACAAGCCCGAAAACAAAGAAGAAUCUGAUAAUAAUAAGCAAAAUUCUGAAGAAGUUGUUUCAACUCCAAAACCAGAGAUUUCAGUACAACCAAAGAACAGACUUAACAUUAACAUCUUGAAAGACCCAGCAAAUCCACAAUUUUUCGAGCAUUUACAUGAAAUUUCAACAACUAUCCAAGACAACGAAAUACUUCCAUUUGUGAGUACCACAUUCCCUAUUAUGCAGAAUUCCCAGUCCGAAUACCUCACUUCCCAUAUCCAAGUCGCGUAUUGUGAAGGAAUGACGACAAAUGACAAGUUUAUCAAGUUUAUGAAUGAAAAGAACUUGAUUGCGAACCUCCCUAUGAAGUCUCCUUUGAUCGUAAGUCAUUCUUUCAACAUUUUCGCCAUAUUUUUAUCGCGAGGAUUCGAAAUUGUCACUGACCAGUAUGCGGAUUGGGUCAAUUUCUACUUGCAGAAGGUCAACCCUGAAGGAACAUUAAACGCAGUAUCUGCUUUGUUCUCAAAACUCAACGGAAACUUCACAAAAGUGACAAAAAUUUUUUCUGUUUUUGUUUUGAAUGGUCCAAUGUUUUUCAACCUUCCAUGUGCAAGUAAUUAUAUUUCUUUCUUGUUCUACGUACUACAGAUCUCAGAACAAGAGCAAAAUAUCCAUUUACCAACAUUGAAAAAUUAUUUGAUGCAUUAUCUGAGAAGUGAGAAAAUGAAAAUGGUUGGAAUAGCCUAUACAGGCCUUUCCUACCUCUACGAUGGCUUAUUCCCUCUUGAUUUCCAGUUAAUGGAGCUUCAUUCCAAAAAUCCAGCGGCGCAAAAUGGAAUUACGGGUCUUUUGAUCAGAUUGCAAGACAAUAUAUUCCAAAUACCCAACAUUUUCAACAUUCUCCUUAAUUGUUCUGAGUCAUCUUCAAAAUCUUUGUCUCUUUUGAUGGAAUAUGUGACAAGAUUCCCAGAAACAGCAACAAGACUGAGUGUUAAUUCAACGUGGUUCAUCAAAGGAUUGCCAAAUGCUGGAGGAACACUGAGAUUGGCGAUGUUUGGAUUUUUACAUCCGAAAAUGCGAGUUCCUUUCUUGCAAAAUUCAUUAUUGGGAUUGUUAUUCUCAUUCCUCGCAAGUCAUCCUGAUAAUUGGAUACUGGGUUCCUUAUAUUUCCUCAUAAUAAACAUGAAAGCUGAUGCAAAAAUUUUGACACAAUUUCAGAAGAACAAUUUUCUCUCAAAAUUUGUGUCAAAUUUGUCAAAAUUGACAGACAUGGAAUCAGCCACAUCUGCAUGUUUAUUGCUUGAAUACUCUGCUAAAUUGAUAAAGAUUCCUGACCCUGACAUUGUUGUUGAUUCGAUCAUUCACAUGAUGAAACAAUUUCCACCAAUUAUUGGUCUUUGCGCGAGAGUUUUGAUGAAUUUGUCUGCAAUAAUAGAAAUGAAACCAGUGAUGAAGAUGAAGAACUUGCAAGUCUUCUUCCAGAAAUUGUCUUCUGACCAAAAUUACGGUGAAAUAAGUCGCACCGCAAUUGCAAAUCUAAGUUAA